This is a messenger RNA of Alternaria novae-zelandiae, 1518 nucleotides long. RefSeq lists its product as uncharacterized. The record is from RefSeq and is a predicted model, not a curated record. The coding region runs from base 1 to 1518 and encodes 505 amino acids. NCBI's taxonomy places the organism in Eukaryota, Fungi, Ascomycota, Dothideomycetes, Pleosporales, Pleosporaceae. The transcript is spliced from 3 exons.
AUGUCGGAAUACUGCAAGAAGUUUGGGGUAACGGCGCCCGACUGGCUUCUCACGAGAGGCGUUCUGAUCUUCUGGAUGGACGGAUUCGGCGAGCCUUUGCGUGCAGACUUUGCUACCUCUGCUGGUGAUGUUGGGUUCUCGGUGCCCUACUCGCAUCCUGUACUAGCCGAUAAGGCGAUGCGCAACGAGGUAGACCGCCACUUGCACGAGGAGUGUAGUCACUUUGCCAGAGAUUAUCAAGAGGGCGUGCACGCAAGUCUCUACAAGUUGUAUCACGCACAGGCUGAAUGGACGCACAUCGGGACUGAGGUAGCGUUAUUCCCGAAGAUCCUGAAGGGCCAACUCUCGCCUGCGUUCAUCAGCGAUUCCAUAGAGCAAGCCUCGACAUUGCCAGUCCACUCCAUCGCUGACACAAGUACGAAAGAUCUCAUGAAUCUGGCUGGCCAUGACCCUUUCGCGCCCGCUACGGGCACCCGUUCCAUGCAGACAAUGGAGCCAACGAAACCUUCCACCAGUCCGCAAACCGACACUGAAGACUUCGAUGACAUCGCAGCAGCGAUCAGUCUGAUGAUGAUGCAGACUGCCGACUCGGCCAAAGACAAGUUCUCCUUGGACAACGAUCACUCCGGUACCCUUGAAGCUCCCGAAGCCCCCUCAAUACGGGUGACAGAACCGAACAAGAAUGACAUUUCGUUGGAGACCAAAGACUUUGGUAGUUUUAUCGCAGCUACAACAACAAGAAGAGCGCGCCCAAUUCACAUCCCUUCCAUAUUCACCAGUCAUCGCGUUGCUGCUGGCUCUCCCACUCUCAGCUUUGCGCAACAAUCCACUGUGGUUGAUGAACAGCUGCCACUGGCCUGGCUCCAAGACAUGUCCAACAGCCCUGAGUUCGGUGGCGGCGAUGUGACCAAUUGGGAUGACCCCACACCGGAAUGCUUUUCCGCACCGCCGCCUAUACUGGAGCGGACUCCAAUGUUGCCAACGCAAGCGGCUAUGAACUCAACUCACGACAUAUGUCUUCCAUUGGACAACGCCACUUCCAUAAGCCUGUGGCUCGACGAUAUCAGCAGUGGGUUCACACCUGAGUCCUUGAGUUCUUCUCUACCAUCACCGGAGGAGCGCGCAGCCCCAUGUUCGAGCCGAGAGUACGACUCGUCAGGGCUAUCUCAACUAUGCGAAUUGCCUACGGUUCCACCGAAGAAGCGCAAGCGCUCGUCCUCCGUCUUAUCAGAUGUCCAGUGCGCACGGCGCCCGUCCUGGAACCAACCUUGGCCCUCAUCAUCCAUCUUACCGGACCAUGACGUUCCACAGUUCGCCUAUCCCGAUAUGGCAAACGAUAUGCAUGCGAUAGAGAGCCUAUGGGAGGGCCCAACGUGCGUGGAGCAGGCCGGCGACGACAACCACCCUGUGAACGAAGCCUCCUUGAACCAUGCGACAGGUACGGUGCUAUUCGUAUCAGAAAGCCAGCUUCAGCUUGGGAGCGACAGCUGCUACACAUCGGCUAAGUGGCUGGUCUAG